GGUCUUGUCCAGUCGUCCCAGCUCCGGCGAAUCACGAAGCCCCGAUUCCAGGUCAUACCACGCUGCUGAAGUGGUUGGGCCGUUGUUCAGCAUCGUCAAACCGUCCGUGUGGACUACGGUUUCGUCGGACGACACUCUGAUGCGGAACAUGCUCGCAGAUGUCUUCCUCAGGAACUACGAAUGGGUCUCGUCGUUUCAGAAGGAGUACUUUUUGCAGGACAUGUCGGCAGGGCCUACCGCCCCUCGCCGCUGCUGCUCCUCCUUCCUCCUGGCAUUUGGCAGUUGACGGAUGUCCUACCCCGGCCUGACAAAGCGUAUGGGCACUGGAAUCUGCGGAACCUGGGCUAUCAAGUUCUGGCAGAGGCCAAGAGACUCUGGGAGGUUGAAAUAACCAGCGGUCGUGUACGGCUUACAACCCUCCGAGCGUCUAGCCCGUUGCACCUCGUCCAUCACCUCAACGCUAUGGAUCGCGUAAGCUUCUCGCUACACCGAGCAAGCCAUGGAAAUGGCGCAGCAGAUUGGAAUUUUCGGCAUAUCGAUGGCAGAGGAUAGGAGACAAGGCAGAAGCAACGCGAGAGCCUUCACGGCAUGGGCGUUGUUCAAUUCCCAGACCAUUAUAUGCACGGCCAACUUCAAGCCGCCGUUUAUUAGGUCGCCCCCGACGAUACCAAUACCUGACCCAGCCAGGAACUCCGAGUGGUAUGGCCAGACAU
Molecule: messenger RNA, 713 nt
Organism: Parathielavia appendiculata
Lineage: Eukaryota; Fungi; Ascomycota; Sordariomycetes; Sordariales; Chaetomiaceae
Exons: 3
Coding region: 181-552 (123 amino acids)
Source: RefSeq, a predicted model, not a curated record